AUGAGCAAGAGGAUUGCUCAAUCCGAUCUUAAUUCCGACAAUUGGGAUCAGCCUGAAGAAAUCGUUGAGAAAGGUGAUUUUAAUAAGGCAGACGAUUCGAAAAUAUCCGCUAGGACGAUAUUAUCGGCUCGUCGGUCUUCGCUCAAAUCUGGAACUGGAGGUUCGCUGAGGUCUUUUACAGGGUUCACUAGUCUUCCUCCAACUUUUCAAAGCAAUGGCUUAUUCAAUUUCUCGAAGAGUGAAAAAGAUCAACCCAGCAAAGCCGAACCUGCUACUGACCCAUCCUCUGCUAAUGAACAAGACCGACGUCUUUCCCUCAUAAAGUCGUUAAACGAAGGAGUUCUUGCUUGGAUUACAAAGCAUGUCAAAGAUGAUCCAUACUGCGUUUUAUCUCCAGUCUUUGCAGAUUACGAUAAACAUCUGAGCACGAUUGAAAAAAGAGUGCCUGAAAACGAUGGGCCCAAUCGAAAAGAAAAUGAACAUGAUACAAAGAAACAAGAUACAAGCCCAUCACUGGCGCCUUCAUCCUCUUCAGCUUUUACAUUCAAAUUUGCAGGAGAUAAGACUUCAGGAUUAACUGCAAAUAAGAGGUCUACUACUGACUCUGAUUCAUUAGAGAGCCAUUCCAAACCUUUUGAAGCAAUAAGUAGCUCUCAUCAACCCUUCGAAUUUCCCCCUCUCGGCUCUGCCUUGACUAGUUUUACAACUCCAAUUUCAUCCGAUAAGCAUAACUUUAAAAAGACUCCGACCUUUCAGUUCGGCUUUGCCAACAAACUCGCAGCGGGUUCCCAACCUGUCCAAUCUGCUGUGACUUUUUCUCUUGACGCCAAAUCGAAAACCCUUUCUACCCCUGCUUCAUUCCUUACACAAAGCUUCCCUCCACAGCUAGGUGCUAAUAAAGAAAAGGCUGACGAAGCAGACGCCGAAGAUAACGAAGAGUAUAUUCCUCCAGUACCUGAGGCGCGAGAAAUUAAGGAAGAAGGUUCAGUCUUCACUACUCGCUGCAAGCUGUUUUACAAGCUGAGCGAUUCUUGGAAGGAACGUGGAUUGGGUAACCUCUACAUUAAACCAGAUGGCGAUAGCAAGGACAAAUUUCAACUGCUUAUCAGGGCUGAUACAAACUUAGGCACCAUUCUGCUUAACAUUAUUGUCACUAAAGAUAUGCCCAUCAAGCAACAAAAAAACAACUUGACUCUUGUUUGCGUUCCGAAUCCUCCUGUGCCUGGCGCAAAUUGCGAGAAGAAAGAACUAGAUUCAUCCUUGAAUGAUAAAUCAAAUUUGGUACCGAUGCUAAUUCGCGUUAAAACCGAAGAUGCCGCCUCUAAUCUCUUAGAAGAGUUAAACAAAUAUCGGAGCUGUAGUUAG
Protopolystoma xenopodis is the source of this 1365-nucleotide messenger RNA. The record is from the annotation of a GenBank genome assembly. Lineage: Eukaryota; Metazoa; Platyhelminthes; Monogenea; Polystomatidea; Polystomatidae.